Echinostoma caproni is the source of this 2277-nucleotide messenger RNA. Lineage: Eukaryota; Metazoa; Platyhelminthes; Trematoda; Plagiorchiida; Echinostomatidae. The record is from the annotation of a GenBank genome assembly.
AUGUUUGGUUUUCUCUUGGAGUCACAACUAGAAUACUAUGAUCCCUCAGGAUUCUGGAAGAGUUUUCGACCGUGGGAUACGAGUGAAGCUGUUAAUCCGCGCGAACAGCAAGACGCAUUUGACUUUUUCCAAGCUCUUAUCGAUCAACUGGACGAGGAGUUGAAGAAAUUGAAGCGGGAACCGUUUUUUCAGGCCAUAUAUCAAGGAAUCUUCUUGGAUUCCAAAUUUUGUGAUGAAUGCGAGCAUCGUUAUGAUCGCGAAGAGGUGUUCAGUGCAAUCAAUCUCGCCGUUCGAGUGCACGAUUUGCAAGAAGCUUUGAAUCAGUUCGUUCGUGGUGAAGUCCUAGAUGGCGAUAAUGCCUACUAUUGCGAGCGAUGCCGUAUGAAGCGUCGUACAGUUAAACGCAUGUCUGUACACACGUUGCCUCCUGUUUUGUGUCUGCAUCUGAAGCGCUUCGAUUUUGACUGGGAUCGUCAAGUCCCUAUCAAAUUCUCCGAUCACUUUACCUUCCCACGACAAUUGGACAUGAGUCCUUACAUGGCCGAUUCCGUUCAGAAACUUCGUCCCGAAGCGUUCUUUUCUCCCAGUUCAUCUACCUCCUCGUUGUUGCAACGGGAAGCCAGAGUUGGUAUAGCUUCGAUGAUGAAGAAGCAGUUUCAUCUAUCCGAUAACGAAUUGAGCGAGGAUGUAUCGCGUGGCAGUGUCUCUGCGGAGCAGGAAUGUCGUGAAUUGCCUCGUACAUCAGCUUUGCCGAAUAUCCAGUUGCCUGAUCAGCAGUUGGCUGAUGGAGUGAUUGAACAGCCUUCGUUCGGCCUAGAUGCUCCCUCAAACGUACAUUCGACUGUCAGUCCGCUGAAAAAAGCACCAACAUCUGGUCUUCUUGCUCCCACCUACGCAUCCACUACCACACAACAUCUUUAUCGCUUGGUGGGAAUCAUCGUUCAUUCCGGUCAGGCUAAUUCAGGUCAUUAUUAUGCAUUCAUCAAAGACCGGGGUCGUGCGGAAGGGGGAACUCUUUUUAAAGCAUCAGAAUGCAGAAGAGCUAAAACACCGAGGAAUUCGAAUCGCUCAUCACCCGAUGCAACUGAUCCGACAGAAGUUAGUGGAGUUCUACGUCGGACAUCAGCAUCCCCAUUGGAGCUUGGCUAUCACUCAAUGGGGAUGAAAAAACAAUCUUCACUGGGAGGCAGCAUCCCUUCUGCUGAUAGUCGUGACACCACAGCCACAGAUCCUGGUAGUGAUGGGCGUUGGUAUCGGUUCAACGAUACUAGUGUCGAACCAGUGGAAUUAGAUGACGCAUUGCUGGAGCAUGAGUGUUUUGGUGGUUCGUACAAAGUCAGUAGUUCCGAUGGGCGGUCUACCGAACGACGCACACGCUAUUGGAGCGCUUAUAUGCUGUUUUACGAACGUGUGGAUUUGAAUUAUGCUGCCCUAAGACAAAGUCUUAUGACAAAACGAAGUGUGCCCGUGGACGAGUCGCACGCAACUCGCUCACCAAUCUACGAGUGUUCAGUGCCCUCGCUGAUUACGGAUAACCUUCUUAGUGUCUCGCCAAAAUCAGAACGCAUUUUGGAUACGCAGUUGAGCAUCUCGUUGGAAAGUGUUACCCGAAGUUUUGGUGCUACUCAAGGUACUUUGGAGGACGAACUGGACUCACAGACUCCAUCGGCUAGGACAGACAAUAUCCUGUCUUGUCGAAUGCCAAAACGUAUUGCAAGUCAAAUCUGGUCAGAAAAUUGGGCGUUUCUGCGCGAUCGGAAUAUUUUCUCCAAGGAUUAUUUCCACGCUAUUCGGGGUCUUUGUGAGGGUAUUUUGCUCGACUCCAGCAGCCUGCGUCACGAACCGCAGCGUGGUGUCAUUGGCACACGAUUGUUGUCCCACUUCAUUUUCCACACCUUUCUCUGCUUGCAUCCGAGAACCAAAUUGAGCAUUGAAGGUUGCCUGGCCGAUGCUCAAAGCGCAAGUAGUUCUGCCGUGCGCGACAUGGCUGCCCAGAUCAAUUCCGAAUGGCUUGAGCUUCUUGUGAGAUUGGCUAGUACCAGCCCAAAAGCAUGUCGUUGGCUGAUGCAUUUUCUCUAUACUAGCCCUUCACAGCCGUGCUUGGCUUUCAUGUUACUCGCACCAAAGCCAGCAACGCGUCAACAGUUGGCUAACACAUUACUCACAAUCUUACGCACGUUCUACUCGUUUCGCGAAACGAACAUUGUGAGUUUUCUUUUACUGUUCCUUUUUUAUAUGCACUCUGAGAAUCCCUCACGUCCUAUCUUAAGAAGUUAA